GAAAUACAAAAUCUUCUCAACUAGUUUUCCUGAACCAGUUAAUGCAGAUAUUGAUCAGUGGAAUAAAGUUAUUGAACAACUAGGAACGCCAUCUGCAGAAUUCAUGAAGAAAUUGCAGCCAACUGUACGAAAUUAUGUAGAGAAUAGGCCAAAAUAUCCAGGGCUUGGCUUUGAAACAUUAUUUCCAGAUUGGGUGUUUCCAGCAGAUUCAGAACGUGACAAGUUAAAAGUAAGUCAGGCCAGAGAUCUUCUAUCAAAAAUGCUGGUAAUCGAUCCUGACAAGCGAAUUUCUGUAGAUGAUGCCUUACAACAUCCAUAUAUUGCCGUCUGGUAUGAUCCUUCUGAAGUAGAAGCACCCCCUCCGCAGAUUUACGAUAAACAGUUGGAGGAGCGAGAACACAGUAUAGAGGAAUGGAAAG
Messenger RNA from Rhincodon typus (whale shark), 419 nucleotides. Its product is annotated as mitogen-activated protein kinase 9-like. Lineage: Eukaryota; Metazoa; Chordata; Chondrichthyes; Orectolobiformes; Rhincodontidae. Gene Ontology annotation, molecular function: MAP kinase activity; ATP binding. Gene Ontology annotation, biological process: protein phosphorylation. The record is from RefSeq and is a predicted model, not a curated record. The transcript is spliced from 3 exons. The annotation marks the transcript as partial.